AUGGCACAAGCACUGCUGGCACCACCCGGACCCGAAUGCUUCUUCCGUUUCACUCGGGAAUCCCUCGCAGCCAUUGAGCAGCGGAUUGCAGAAGAAAGGGCCAAUACAACACUGCAAGACCAGAAGGAUGAUGAAAGUGACGAAAACAAACCAAAGCCAAACGCUGACUUGGAGGCAGGGAAGAAGCUGCCCUUCAUUUAUGGAGACAUCCCUCCAGGAAUGGUGUCUCAGCCAUUGGAGGACCUGGACCCUUACUAUGCAAACAAAAAAACUUUUAUAGUAUUGAACAAAGGGAAGACCAUCUUCAGAUUCAGUGCCACACCUGCCUUGUACAUGCUAAGUCCUUUCAGCAUUCUUAGAAGAAUUUCUAUUAAGAUUUUGGUGCACUCAUUAUUUAGCAUGUUUAUUAUGUGCACUAUUCUGGCAAACUGUGCCGUCAUGACCAUGAGUGAACCUCGCAAUUGGACAAAGUAUGUCGAAUAUACUUUCACUGGAAUUUACACAUUUGAGUCCCUCGUAAAAAUAUUUGCAAGAGGUUUUUGUAUAGAUGCUUUUACGUUCCUUAGAGACCCUUGGAAUUGGCUCGAUUUCACUGUCAUUUCAUUUGCGUAUAUAACAGAAUUUGUAAACCUAGGCAAUGUUUCAGCUCUUCGAACUUUCAGAGUACUGAGAGCUUUGAAAACUAUUUCUGUAAUCCCAGGCUUAAAAACCAUUGUGGGAGCCCUCAUUCAGUCUGUGAAGAAGCUCUCGGAUGUAAUGAUCCUGACCGUGUUUUGUCUGAGUGUAUUUGCACUCAUAGGGCUGCAGCUUUUCAUGGGCAACUUGAGGCAUAAAUGUGUGGUGUGGCCUCCACUGAAUUCUUCCCUGGUGAAUGUAUCACAAGACAACUGGACUGAGUAUAUUUGGACUGUGUACAUUAAACAAGAAGGUGAGGUGUCGUCUAAGAAACUGUAUUACGUUUUGCCAGAUGGAAAGGAUCCCUUGCUUUGUGGUAAUAGUUCGGAUGCUGGCAAAUGUCCUGAAGGAUACAUGUGUAUAGAAACUGGUAGAAACCCCGAUUAUGGCUAUACAAGCUUUGAUUCUUUCCCCUGGGCCCUUUUGACACUUUUUCGGCUGAUGACUCAAGACUACUGGGAAAACCUUUAUCAGCUGACCUUGCGUGCUGCUGGCAAAGCAUACAUGAUCUUUUUUGUUCUGGUGAUCUUCCUGGGCUCUUUCUAUCUGAUCAACCUGAUCCUGGCUGUUGUCGCCAUGGCCUACGAGGAACAGAAUCAAGCCACCAUGGAAGAAGCAAAGCUGAAAGAGGCUGAAUAUCAGCAGAUGCUGGAACAACUGAAAAGACAGCAAGAGGAAGCUCAGGCAAUAGUGGCGGCGGCAGCAGAGUACAGAGACUUUACUGGUGAAGGUGGGGGUGGGAGACUUUCCAAAACUUCAUCAGAACUGUCGCGGCUGAGCUCCAAAAGUGCUAAAGAAAGAAGAAACCGGAGGAAAAAAAGGAGAGAGCAGUCUUUAAGCGAUAAAGCUGAUGUCAAAAAUAUCCCCAAAUCUGAAUCAGAUGGUAGCAUCAAAAAGAAGGGAGGAGUCACUUAUGAAAAGCGUUUCUACUCUCCUCCACACCAGUCAACGCUGAGCGUGUUUUCCCCAAGCCGCACACGCAGAACAAGCCUUUUCAACUUCAGAGUCAGUGAAGGAGGAUCAGAGAACGAUGCCGAUAGUGAGCACAGCACGAUUGAAGACACCGGCAGCUGUAAUGGUUCCUUUUUUGUGCUGCCACGCAGCAGUAUCAUUAGUCAGUCCAUGAGGCCUUCGUGGCCAGUUAACGGAAAAAUGCAAAGCAGCGUGGAUCGUAAUGGGGUGGUUUCCUUGGUAGGAGGACCACCUUCACUCCGGUCGCCCACAGGACAGCUUCUCCCAGAGGUGAUAAUAGAUAAAGCAACUACUGAUGACAGUAGCACUACCAGUGAAAGCAGAAAGAGGCGGUCAAGUUCUUUUCAGCUGUCAAUGGAUUUACUGGAAGACCCCACCCUAAGGCAAAGAGCAAUGAGUAUCGCAAGUAUAAUCACAAACACAAUGGAAGAACUUGAGGAGUCCCGUCAGAAGUGUCCACCUUGCUGGAAUAAAUUUGCCCACACCUAUUUGAUUUGGAACUGUUCUGAUACAUGGUUAAAAAUAAAGAAAAAUGUCCAUUUAAUUGUGAUGGAUCCAUUUGUUGAUCUUGCCAUUACCAUCUGCAUAGUUCUAAACACUCUGUUCAUGGCCAUGGAACAUUAUCCGAUGAGCCCUUCCUUCAGCCAAGUUCUUAAAGAUGGAAAUCUGGUCUUCACUGGCAUUUUCACUGCUGAAAUGGUCCUCAAGAUUAUAGCCAUGGAUCCUUUUUAUUAUUUCCAAGAAGGCUGGAAUAUUUUUGAUAGCAUUAUUGUCAGCCUUAGUUUAAUGGAGCUGGGUCUUGCAAAUGUGGAAGGAUUGUCAGUUCUACGAUCAUUCAGAUUGCUUAGAGUCUUCAAGCUGGCUAAAUCCUGGCCAACCCUAAAUAUGCUAAUAAAGAUCAUUGGCAACUCAGUAGGGGCGCUGGGAAAUCUGACCUUGGUCUUGGCCAUCAUUGUCUUCAUCUUUGCCGUGGUUGGCAUGCAGCUGUUUGGUAAAAGCUACGUGGAUUGUGUCUGCAAAAUUAACAGUGACUGCAAACUUCCACGCUGGCACAUGAACGAUUUUUUCCACUCUUUCUUGAUCAUCUUCCGAAUACUUUGUGGAGAAUGGAUAGAGACUAUGUGGGAUUGUAUGGAAGUCGCAAGUCAAGCCAUGUGCUUGGUUGUAUUUCUGUUGGUCAUGGUGAUUGGAAACUUAGUGGUAUUAAACCUCUUUCUGGCCUUAUUAUUGAGCUCUUUCAGUUCAGACAACCUUGCUGCUCCAGAAGAGGAAACAGACGCAAAUAAUCUCCAGAUUGCCAUAGCAAGGAUUCACAGGGGAAUUGAUUUUGUGAAGAGAAAACUGUACGAAUUUGUCCAAACUAUUUGUUUCCAAAAAACGAAGGCCACCGCAGGUCUUAAAUCAGCUGGCAACCAAAACAACAAGAAUGCUGGCGGUAUUCCCAACCAUACCAUAGCAGAAAUCAGCAAAGCUCUUGACUAUCACCAAGAAAAAAGCACAGUUUCUAUUUUUAUGGACAGCAAUGAUCCCAUGUCAUUUAUCAACAACCCAAGUCUUACUGUGACCGUACCGAUUGCUGUGGGAGAAUCUGACUUCGACCCCGUAAAUACAGAGGAAUUUAGCAGUAUGUCUGAAGUUGAGGACACUAAAGAGAAAUUGAGCUUUUGCAGCUCCACGGAAGGUAGCACAGUCGAUAUUGGUCCCCUGCGCGAUGAAGAAGCAGAUGCUUUGCUGGAUGACCCAACAGAACCAAAAGCUUGUUUUACUGAAGACUGUGUACGAAAAUUCAAAUGCUGUCAAGUAAGCAUAGAAUCUGGGAGGGGCAGAUGCUGGUGGAACCUUCGUAAAACCUGUUUCAGGAUCGUGGAGCACAGCUGGUUUGAAACCUUCAUUGUCUUCAUGAUUCUUCUCAGCAGUGGUGCUUUGGCUUUUGAAGACAUAUAUAUUGAACAGCGCAAGGUUAUCAAGACCAUUCUUGAAUAUGCUGAUAAAGUCUUCACGUUUAUCUUCAUUCUGGAAAUGCUUCUUAAAUGGGUGGCUUAUGGCUUUCAAGUCUACUUCACUAACGCUUGGUGCUGGCUGGAUUUCAUGAUUGUUGAUGUGUCCAUAGUGAGUCUAACAGCUAGUGCUUUGGGCUUUGCUGAUCUCGGACCUAUUAAAUCGCUUCGGACACUAAGAGCACUGAGACCUCUGAGAGCCUUAUCAAGAUUUGAAGGAAUGAGGGUGGUUGUGAACGCCCUCAUAGGAGCCAUACCAUCUAUUAUGAAUGUGCUUCUCGUUUGUCUUAUUUUCUGGCUAAUUUUCAGUAUCAUGGGUGUAAAUCUAUUUGCUGGCAAAUUUUACCAUUGUAUUAAUACCACAACAAACAAGCUCACGGAGAAUGUAAAUAUUCGGUUUAGAAAUGAGUGUGACAUUUACGGUAACAAUGAGACAAGAUGGAAAAAUGUGAAAGUAAACUUUGAUAAUGUUGGUAUUGGGUAUCUUUCACUACUUCAAGUGGCCACUUUUAAAGGAUGGAUGACUAUAAUGUAUGCUGCUGUUGAUUCAACAGGUGUUGAAAAGCAGCCCAUCUAUGAAGAAAACCUUUUCAUGUAUCUGUAUUUCGUCAUCUUUAUUAUAUUUGGUGCAUUCUUCACCCUGAAUCUUUUCAUUGGUGUUAUAAUUGAUAAUUUCAACCAACAAAAGAAGAAGUUAGGAGGUCAAGACAUAUUUAUGACAGAAGAACAGAAAAAAUACUACAAUGCAAUGAAAAAACUGGGGUCCAAGAAACCACAAAAGCCUAUACCUAGACCAGCAAAUGCUUUCCAAGGCAUCAUUUUUGAUUUGGUCACCAAGCAAGCAUUUGAUAUCACCAUCAUGAUCCUUAUCUGUCUCAAUAUGUUCACCAUGAUGAUAGAAACAAAUGACCAGACUCCCAAAAUGACAAACACUUUGUAUUGGAUAAAUGUGAUCUUCAUUGUCCUUUUCACGGGAGAGUUCAUCCUGAAACUGAUUGCACUCCGUUAUUACUAUUUCACAAUUGGCUGGAAUAUAUUUGAUGUCGUGGUUGUUAUCCUCUCCAUUGUAGGUAUGUUUCUAGCAGAGAUUAUCGAGAAAUACUUUGUGUCCCCCACCUUGUUCCGAGUUAUCCGACUUGCCAGGAUAGGUCGAAUCCUGCGGCUUAUCAAGGGUGCUAAAGGGAUCCGCACUCUGCUUUUCGCCUUGAUGAUGUCUUUGCCUGCCUUGUUUAACAUCGGUCUCCUGCUUUUCCUCGUCAUGUUCAUCUACGCUAUAUUUGGGAUGUCCAACUUUGCUUAUGUCAAGAGAGCAGUUGGAAUUGAUGACAUGUUCAAUUUUGAAACCUUUGGUAACAGCAUGAUCUGCCUCUUUCAAAUUACCACCUCUGCUGGCUGGGCUGAAUUGCUAGAACCCAUUCUUAGCAGUGGGGAACCUGACUGUGACCCUCACAAACAAAAUCCAGGAAGCUUUGUUGAAGGAGACUGCGGCAUUCCUUCUAUUGGGAUUUUCUUUUUUGUCAGCUACAUUAUCAUAUCAUUUCUAGUGGUGGUAAAUAUGUACAUUGCUGUUAUUCUGGAAAACUUUGGCGUUGCUACAGAAGAAAGUGCUGAACCUUUAGGGGAAGAUGACUUUGAAAUGUUCUAUGAAGUCUGGGAAAAGUUUGAUCCAGAUGCAACCCAGUUUAUAGAAUACUGCAAUCUCUUUGAUUUUGCUGCCUCCCUGGAUCCUCCUCUUUUAAUACCCAAACCAAAUAAGAUUCAGCUUAUUGCAAUGGAUCUUCCCAUGGUAAAUGGUGACAGAAUUCACUGCCUCGACAUCUUGUUUGCCUUCACAAAACGUGUUUUGGGCGAAAGUGAUGAAAUGGAUGCCCUUCGUGUUCAAAUGGAAGAUCGGUUUAUGGCAGCCAAUCCUUCUAAAGUCUCCUAUGAACCAAUCACAACGACAUUGAAACGGAAACUUGAGGAGGAGUCUGCAAAAGUUAUUCAGCGAGCUUUUCGAUCAUACCGUUUGAAGAGAACAAUAAACCAAGUUUCGUUCAUGUAUGACAAAGAUGGAGAUGACUUUUCUGUCAAAAAUGGAAUGGUUAUCGAUCAAUUAAGUUUGAACUCAACUCUGCAAAAGACAGACAGGAGCUCCUCUACAACUUCACCUCCUUCGUAUGACAGUGUGACAAAGCCAGACAAAUAUGAGCAGGAAACACCAGAGAAAGAAGAUAAAGACAAAGUUUCAAGAGACAGGAAAAAGUAA
Molecule: messenger RNA, 5892 nt
Organism: Eublepharis macularius
Lineage: Eukaryota; Metazoa; Chordata; Lepidosauria; Squamata; Eublepharidae
Product: sodium channel protein type 2 subunit alpha-like
Exons: 26
Coding region: 1-5892 (1963 amino acids)
Biological process (GO): sodium ion transmembrane transport; membrane depolarization during action potential; neuronal action potential
Cellular component (GO): voltage-gated sodium channel complex; axon; plasma membrane
Molecular function (GO): voltage-gated sodium channel activity
Source: RefSeq, a predicted model, not a curated record